Messenger RNA from Ipomoea nil (Japanese morning glory), 1233 nucleotides. RefSeq lists its product as uncharacterized. Lineage: Eukaryota; Viridiplantae; Streptophyta; Magnoliopsida; Solanales; Convolvulaceae. The transcript is spliced from 2 exons. Bases 1 to 1233 code for a protein of 410 amino acids. The record is from RefSeq and is a predicted model, not a curated record.
AUGGGGGUGGAUUACAUGGAAACAUUUUCACCUGUGGCCAGAAUGACCACCAUCAAGACCUUUCUAGCCAUAGCAGCUACUAAAGGAUGGGAUGUCCAACAGCUUGACAUCAACAAUGCUUUCUUGCAUGGUGAUUUGUAUGAGGAGGUCUAUAUGAAUCUACCUCCAGGGUUUAAGGGUGGUAAGCCUAAUCAGGUCUGUAAGCUGUUAAAAUCUCUGUAUGGUUUGAGGCAAGCCAGUAGACAGUGGAAUUCCAAGCUCACAAAGUCUUUAGAAGCAGAUGAUGACAUACUUGUGGAAGGCACAGAUUCUGGUGAGAUAAGAAGGAUCAAAGGUAUGCUAAACACUCUCUACAAAAUAAAGGAUCUUGGACAGCUCAACUACUUCUUGGGGAUUGAAGCCCUUAGAACUCCCAGUGGUAUUAACCUAUGCCAAAGAAAGUACACUCUAGAGAUACUGCAAGAAAAUGGCUUUUUAGAUGCCAAACUAGCAAAGACACCUUGCACACCAGGAUCAAAAGUCACCAGUUCUGAAGGAAUUCUGAUUGACAAUCCAGAGUCCUAUAGGAGGUUAGUUGGAAAGCUACUAUACCUAACAAAUACAAGGCCUGGCAUAUCUUAUUCUGUACAGCAGCUCAGUCAAUAUGUUGAUAAACCAAGAGACACUCAUCUUGUUGCAGCACAUAGACUGCUAAGAUACCUUAAGGGUUCACCUAGAAAGGUUCUGUAUUACUCUUCUAACUCUGAGCUGAAAUUGCAAGGUUUUUGUGACUCAGACUGGGCCACUUGUGCUGAAACAAGGAAGUCCAUAACAGGUUUCUGUGUUUUCCUUGGAGACUCUCUCAUAUCUUGGAAGACAAAGAAACAAGCUACCAUUUCCAGGUCAUCUUCUGAAGCAGAGUACAAGGCCUUAGCCACCACUGUCUGUGAAAUUCAGCGGCUCCUUUAUCUUUUAGCAGAUUUGAAAGUCAAUAAGAACACAACUAUACCUCUAUUCUGUGAUAAUAAGUCUGCAGUGGCUAUUGGAGGAAAUCAUGUUUUCCAUGAGCGUACUAAACAUAUUGAAAUUGACUUCCAUGUUGUUAGACAAAAGGUACAUGAAGGAGUGAUUAAAUUGAUGCAUAUUCCUUCUCACAAACAGAUUGCAGAUGGCCUCACUAAGGCUCUACCUAUUACCCUAUUUGAGGUUUUCCAUUCUAAGCUGGGACUUCAGGACCUUCACUCUCCAGCUUAA